AUGGCUACCCCUGCUGCGGAUUCCGACGGUGACAUUGCUCAGCCCGAGGUCGCGUCCACUCCACCGCCUGCCGCUGCACCUGCCACUGAUUCUCCCGCCGCAGUUGCUGUCCCUCCCACCGAGACUUCGCCGGUUCAUGACUCCGCGACCAGCUCUGGUGGUGAGGCCCCUCUUGAGCCCGACGCCGCAGCGACUCCACCUCCUGCACAGCCCAUCCUUCGUCGCGGUGAUCGUGUCCGCCGCCCCUCUACUCGUCUGGCUGGUAGAACUGUCCUUCUCCUGGUCGAGUUAAGGGCGGUAGACUCUGUUUGUAACUUCGGAGCACAGAGCGCAAUGCAGAAAAUGGCACAUAGUUGGUUCUCAGGUACCGUUAGCGAAGACCAACAGCUGCCACAGCAGCAGAACACAUCGUCGUCUCUCUUGGCUGACUGGAAUUCUUACGCCUCGUCCAGAAACGCCAACGAUGAAGGCAGCGGAAUGAGUCUCGGGUUCGAUCUUGAAUCCGCCGUUCGGUCCGCCAACGAAACAGUUUCGGGAACCUUCAAUGUGUGA
Messenger RNA from Linum tenue, 552 nucleotides. NCBI's taxonomy places the organism in Eukaryota, Viridiplantae, Streptophyta, Magnoliopsida, Malpighiales, Linaceae. The record is from the annotation of a GenBank genome assembly.